This is a messenger RNA of Cucurbita pepo subsp. pepo (vegetable marrow), 786 nucleotides long. Lineage: Eukaryota; Viridiplantae; Streptophyta; Magnoliopsida; Cucurbitales; Cucurbitaceae. The record is from RefSeq and is a predicted model, not a curated record.
CGCCAAAUCCACCUAUAAAACCCCUUAUACGCACCCUGCCGCUUCACCACCACGGAGCUAUACUACAGAGUUGUAAGAGAAGCAUUGUUCAGCACAACGCCGGUCCACAAAAAUGGAGCAGAGCUUUAUCAUGAUCAAGCCUGACGGAGUCCAGAGAGGACUGGUUGGAGAGAUUAUCAGUAGGUUUGAGAAGAAGGGCUUUGCUCUUAAAGGUUUGAAGCUUAUGUCUGUGGAUCGUGCGUUUGCUGAGAACCAUUACUCAGAUCUUGCUGGAAAGCCCUUCUUCAAUGGUUUGAUCGAGUACAUCAUUUCCGGCCCAGUCGUUGCCAUGAUCUGGGAGGGGAAGAAUGUUGUUGCAACCGGUAGGAAGAUCAUUGGAGCCACCAAGCCAGCAGAUUCUGAUGUAGGAACCAUCCGUGGUGACUUUGCAAUUGAUGUUGGCAGGAACAUCAUUCAUGGAAGCGAUUCCGUCGAAAGUGCGAGGAAGGAAAUUGCUCUGUGGUUCUCGGAGGGCCCUGUUAACUGGCAGAGCAGCCUUCAUUCUUGGAUCUACGAGUGAGAAAACUAAUCCUGUCAAUCAUCCCAUUCCAUCUUGCCCUUUGGCUUAUAUCUUAAGUUGAAAUAAUUAUCUGUUUACUCAAUGGCUGAGCUAUAAGCAUCAUGUGUUUUUUUUAGUUCUUGUUUGCUACGGUUAAUGUUUGAUGGGAUGAUUCAGAGUUAGGCCUGCCUGAUGUUACUUCAUGAACUUUGUUAUGGAAUUGAAGUUUGGGUUUUAUUUAUUUCUUA